Messenger RNA from Aspergillus brunneoviolaceus CBS 621.78, 1168 nucleotides. RefSeq names its product Zn(II)2Cys6 transcription factor domain-containing protein. Gene Ontology annotation, molecular function: DNA-binding transcription factor activity, RNA polymerase II-specific; zinc ion binding. The transcript is spliced from 4 exons. The annotation marks the transcript as partial. Lineage: Eukaryota; Fungi; Ascomycota; Eurotiomycetes; Eurotiales; Aspergillaceae. Gene Ontology annotation, biological process: regulation of DNA-templated transcription. The record is from RefSeq and is a predicted model, not a curated record.
AAUCAAAGACCACUCACAUUGCUUCAGAUCUGAUAACGACGACAUCAUUUACCAGGAAUACAAAAUCCAGGAGGAUGAUCGUUGAUCCAUGCAGCAUUGCCGGGGCUUCCCAACAGGGCAGGAAAAGCAGUUGUCGGCUAACCGUUCAGCCGGCGACUUCUCCACUGCUUCCCGCACUUAGCCGAAUCGGGGGUUUUGCGACUUCCUCCAUGCGAUAAUAAUAUGGGGCAAGAAAGGUCGAACUUCCCCGAUUCCCACAGGCGUGCGACUUUGGCCUGCAGUCUCAACUUUCCCAGGAUCUUCAUCUGUAUUGGUGCAAUAACUUCUGCCUGAAGAAAUGGCCCCUAGCAAAGCGACCAAAGUCUCUCGGAUCACCGUGGCAUGCAAUUCCUGCCGGUUCAGGAAGCAGAAGUGCAAUGGAAAUAAACCGAUCUGCACACAAUGUCAUCAACACAACCGGCGUUGCGAUUGGCCCGAACAACUGAAACGAGGCCCCGCCAAAGGCUACAUCGAAGCUCUCGAGCAUCGGCUUCAAGAGACCGAAUCUCUGCUUUUGAAAUUCCUGGCACACAUGUCCGACGCCCAAAUAUCAUCCUCGAUACAUAGUGCUCAGUCAGAUAUCCACCCCGGCAUGACUGCGGCCCGAAGUCCUCCGCCGUCCUAUACAUCGUCCUCGCGAUCGGGGAAACGAGGAACGGAGUACUGGAAACAGUUUCCUCUCAACAGCGUACAGGAUGUCAGAGCGUGGCAGCAGGACUGCCAGAAUCAAGACCAACGACCGGGCUCAGGACGAAACUCGGCGGACAGGGCGGUCACGAGCGUCUCCGACAUCCUCAAUUCCAGGGAUAGUGAACCUUUGAGGGAGAAUUCACACGAACCUAGCGACUACCGACCAGCGGCUGCCUCCAGAUCCGAGCUUCCGCCGCUAACCCCAUACCGAGCCAACGUAUAUGCGAGACUGGACGAAGGAAGCGAACCGGUGAAAGAACCGAUUAGUAGCCUCGAGAAUCACCCCGAGGCGUACCGAGAGAGGGAGGCCGAGCCGCAUUCUGGCCCGAUGUUUCCCGCCAUACAGCUCCCCCGUAUCAGUUGUUCUCAGUCGGACCACUUGCGAGGGCACGGGCUGAGCACACCGCAAGCACCGAGUUUAUGGAGGGGCGCACCUUCU